Messenger RNA from Lates calcarifer (barramundi perch), 3013 nucleotides. RefSeq names its product heparan sulfate 6-O-sulfotransferase 2 (gene hs6st2). NCBI's taxonomy places the organism in Eukaryota, Metazoa, Chordata, Actinopteri, Centropomidae. Bases 1028 to 2431 code for a protein of 467 amino acids. Gene Ontology annotation, molecular function: heparan sulfate 6-sulfotransferase activity. The transcript is spliced from 2 exons. Gene Ontology annotation, cellular component: membrane. The record is from RefSeq and is a predicted model, not a curated record.
GAAAAACAUAUAUAAAAAUAACUCAGUGAUUGUGACGGUGUUUGAUGGCCCACCACUGCAAAAACAAUAAUACAUGUGAAUUUUUUAAGCAUUGAAAUCAAAAUUAAGGAACACAGUUUACUCUACAUGAUAUUCUACCAAAACUGUAUUUAUUUAUUUAUUUUCCUGAACCUUGUCCAAAUUAAGCGCAGUGAACUUAAACUUAAACUCAAACCCCAGUCUGAUUUCUGAUUCUGAAAGAGCAGCCACUAGCCGGAGACUUCGUAUUCUUCUUGUGCAAGAAACACCAUUAAAGACGAGACAUGUUUAUGUUUGCUCUAACGCCACCAUCAGGAAAAGAUGUACAUUGUGAAAAUGCCGGAUUUGUCUCACGACAUCAAAAUGCCGAAACCCGGGAUCGAACCAGGGACCUUUAGAUCUUCAGUCUAACGCUCUCCCAACUGAGCUAUUUCGGCGAUGAAAAAUAAUUGGCGUGCAUGUGAAAUUUACACAAACAGUUAAAUAUAACAACGAUUGUUCAUUUCAAAUGUGUUCUAAAUGGUUUACCGGUCGUUAAUUGGCUCAUACUUCGUGGAAAUGCACCGUAAAGUUGUUGGAUUAACUUUCUAUCUCCAUGGCUCUGUAUCUGUGGGACGUUACCAUACGGUGACGUAACUUCACACCCACAAUCAGCGCAGAGGCUGCUGGGAAGAAAGGUCAAGAAUCGCAGGCUGUUGAAGGUACGGAUUUACUGCUGUGACAAAGGAUAGCUAACUAAUGCUGCUGGUAAAAGUAAUCUGUUACUUUAAAUGAGACCUAUACGCUUCGAUACUAAUAACACAGUGAAAAUCACAAAACGCUAUCAUCCGUUCUUUUGUGUGAUUCAGCCGACACGACACUCUGGCUAGCUAACGUUAGCUGGCUAGCAGCUGCAUUGUUAUUGUUUUCGGUUUAUUUGGCGGCCAUAUAAACACUGCUCCCCGAGGUUCCCCAGCCGAGGCGGGGGUCCGGACUGCCUGAGUGAUGUUUUUCUGCCCGUCCCGUGAAGAUGGAUGAGAAAUCCAGCAGCAGCAGCCACCACCGGCUCCUGAUCGUCCUGCUCAUGGCGUUGCUCUUUGGCGUCAUUAUGGUCCAGUAUGUUUGCCCGAGCAGGUCUGAGUGCCAGAUGCUGCACCAGCUGGGGUCCUGGUUGAAAGUCGGCAGUGCAACUGGUUCCCGGGGCGGUGGCAACGAAGCCCAAGACGGGCUCCAGAAGGAUCCGUACAUCGCAGAAGACGGCGCUCUGGUCCGCUUUGUCCCUCGCUUCAACUUCACUAAAUCCGAUCUGAAUCGUGUUGUUGACUUCAACAUCAAAGGGGAUGAUGUUAUAGUUUUUCUGCACAUUCAGAAAACAGGUGGCACGACGUUUGGUCGACACCUGGUGCGGAAUAUUCAGCUGGAGAGGCCGUGUGAGUGCCACGCCGGCCAGAAGAAGUGUACCUGUUAUCGGCCAGGUAAGAAGGAAACCUGGCUCUUCUCUCGUUUCUCCACCGGCUGGAGCUGCGGCCUUCACGCGGACUGGACUGAGCUCACUAGCUGUGUGCCGUCACGCAUGGACUCACAAGAGGCUCCCAAGAACCUGCCCAGGAACUAUUAUUAUAUAACUAUCUUAAGAGACCCAGUGUCACGCUACCUGAGCGAGUGGCGUCAUGUGCAGCGUGGUGCCACAUGGAAAGCCUCUUUACACGUAUGUGAUGGACGUUCACCGACGCUGUCUGAGCUGCCGAGCUGCUACUCAGGAGACGACUGGUCGGGAUGCUCCCUGCAGGAGUUCAUGGACUGCCCCUACAACCUGGCCAACAACCGGCAGACCCGCAUGCUGGCUGACCUCAGCCUGGUGGGUUGCUACAACGUCUCUGCAAUGAGUGAGGAGGAGCGCUGGGCGGUUCUUCUGGAGAGUGCUAAACGUAACCUGCGGGGCAUGGCCUUCUUUGGGCUGACAGAGUACCAGCGCAAAACCCAGUACCUGUUUGAGCGAACCUUCAAGUUGGAGUUCAUCGCGCCCUUCACGCAGCUCAACGGCACACGUGCCUCCAGUGUUGACGUGCCUCCCGAGACGCAGCACAGAAUCCGCCAGCUAAACCAGUGGGAUGUGGAGUUGUACGAGUAUGCCCGCGACCUUUUCCUGCAGCGUUUCCAGGUGGCGAGGCAGCAGGAGCGCAGGCAGGCCAGAGAGAGGCGGCAGCAGGAGAGGAGGCGGCUCCGUGGAAGGCUCACAACGAAGCAAGGGAGGCAGCUGAAGCCCACAGAAACACCCCGUCAUCCUGACAGCCACUCUGUACUGACUGAGGAGCAGCAAAGGGAGAAGGCUGGUGGAGACAGUGUGGCAUCAGACAUGCUACUCCCAGACUGGUGGGAUCUGGAUGAGAAUGGCACCACAGAGGAUUACAUGGACAAUGUGGAGGGGUGGUAGUGACGGGCACAAGCAGUAGGGUCUUAAUACUAAGUGUGCCAAGUUCUGCCUUGUCUGUUGUCAAUGAAUCCAAGUUACUUUUAGUAUAUGCUUUCCACUAUUUUUUUGUUCUCACCAUGACACGUUUAUUUAUUGAUUCUGAUUGUAUUUUUUGCCACAGUUGAUACUCAUAACGGAUAAAUGUUCUUGACAGAAAGAAAGGCUGCUCUAGCUACCUGCAAUCAAGUACCUUUCAGUGUUCACACAAGCCUUCUAGACUGUUUUCCUGGCUUUUAAACACAUCUGAAAUCUUGUGAUGUAGCUUGGGAUCAGAGGAAGACGAUUUUCUCUUUGUCUAAAGGAACAAUGUUAUAUUUGUUUCUGUUUAAAAAAUAUGCUACUGUUUGUGAUAAACAAUCUGUAUGUUUGCCAGAUUUUUGUUUGUACAUUUUAAUAUGUACCUGUGUAUUUAAGUGUCUCUUAAGUGACAGAAAAGGAGAAUUGCAUUUUCAUAGAUACCUCAAUGUGUUGCAUUAACUGCUAAUGUUGUAAAUACUGAAUGUGUCCCCAAGUCUCAAUUUUUAUAUAAAAUCCUUUUACAUA